Messenger RNA from Varroa destructor (honeybee mite), 3510 nucleotides. It is a transcript of the gene ThrRS, whose product is annotated as threonine--tRNA ligase. Gene Ontology annotation, biological process: threonyl-tRNA aminoacylation. The record is from RefSeq and is a predicted model, not a curated record. Gene Ontology annotation, cellular component: cytoplasm; mitochondrion. NCBI's taxonomy places the organism in Eukaryota, Metazoa, Arthropoda, Arachnida, Mesostigmata, Varroidae. Gene Ontology annotation, molecular function: threonine-tRNA ligase activity; ATP binding.
GAAAUUAUGCUGGCGCGCUACCGCCUAGUUUCGAUAUCGGCUAUUUGCCGAGCAUCUUUGUCGAUCUCCACUAUCGCAGUGGCGUUGCUAGCAACGUGGAAACGUCGUUCUUUGCCACGAGUGCGUUCGACCAGUGUGAGCAAGCAAGAGGAAGCGGAAUUAAUUUCUUCUAGAGUGUGAUGGUUGCGUGAUUUUUGGACGUUGUCGUUAUAGCUCAUUAACUAGUGUGCUUUUUGCUAGAAGAGAAACGACUCGGUUCUAUUGUGGGCCCCCGGACCCGACCAAUAAAUACGAUGUCGGGCGACCUCGCCGAAAGUGUACAAGAGAAGUGUGCGCUAUCGGAACAACCAAAGGCAUGUUGAGCUACGUUUGCCUAGGUCGUAUAACCACUGCGGUAGCCAACCGGCUAAUGUCAGCUGAGUCGCAUCAGCAACUGAGCAAAGUCCUUGUCUUAGGCUCAUGCAAUCAGCAGUAUUCGGGUGGGCUCGCGGUGCUGCAAUCUCAAACCAGGGUGUUCUCACAUUUUCCGGAGCUCAAGGAGCCGGAGUACAUCCAGCCUCGCAUAAAGCUUUGGGAUAAAUUUAAGGCUGAGCGGGAGGCCGAGCUGGCGGCCAAAGUUCCGGAACCUAUCAAGGUAACGCUUCCAGAUGGCAAAGUAGUUGAUGGACAAUCUUGGCGCACUACUCCGUACGAGGUGGCCUCCGUCAUCUCAAAGGGUCUCGCUGACAACUGUGUCAUUUCAAAGGUCAAUGGCGUUCUAUGGGAUCUCGACCGACCUCUUGAAGCGGAUUCUACUUUGAAAUUGCUAAAAUUUGACGACGAUGAAGGCAAGGAAGUAUACUGGCAUUCAACGGCUCAUAUUAUGGGCGAGGCGAUGGAGUACAAAUACCACGGAUGUCUCUGCUAUGGUCCGCCGAUCGAAAAUGGAUUUUACUAUGAUAUGGCAUUCAGAGAGGGUCAACCCGGCGUCAGCCAUCACGAUUUUCCCCUUAUUGAGAAACAGAUGAACCAGAUUAUCAAAGAGAAGCAGCCGUUUGAGAGGCUAGAGCUAACCAAAGAACAGCUUCUUGAGAUGUUUGCUUAUAACCCGUUCAAGGUUCGUAUUCUCAACGAGAAAGUGAAGACUCCUAGUACCACAGUGUACCGGUGUGGACCCCUGAUCGACCUGUGCCGAGGACCACACGUUCGUCAUACUGGCAAGAUUAAAUCGUUCCAGGUGACGAAAUGCUCAUCAUCAUUCUGGGAGGGUAAGGCCGAUGCCGAGGUUCUGCAACGCAUCUACGGCAUUUCGUUCCCAGACAAGAAGCUUCUAAAGGAAUGGCAGCAGUUCCAGGAGGAGGCGGCUCGCCGAGAUCAUCGAAAGCUUGGAAGAGAACAGGAAUUGUUUUUUUUCCACGAAUUGUCACCGGGCUCCUGCUUUUUCCUGCCGAACGGGGCACACAUCUAUAACUCGUUGAUCAAAUUUAUUCGUUCCGAGUACCGGAAACGCGGCUUCACCGAGGUUGUGUCGCCGAAUAUCUACAACGUCAAACUCUGGGAGACAUCCGGCCAUUGGCAACACUAUAAAGAGAAUAUGUUCUCAUUCGAGUGUGAAAAAGACACCUAUGCUCUGAAGCCAAUGAACUGUCCCGGCCAUUGUCUAAUGUUCGACGUCCGAUCACGUUCAUGGCGAGAACUGCCUUUAAGAUUUGCCGAUUUCGGGGUUUUACAUAGAAACGAGAUUAGUGGAGCGCUGACUGGACUCACUAGAGUUCGUAGGUUCCAACAGGAUGAUGCCCACAUAUUUUGCACUGUUGAUCAGAUCGCUCAGGAGAUUGACGCAUGUCUCGAUUUCCUGAGAGCAGUUUAUGGCGUGCUAGGGUUUACGUUCCAACUAAAGUUGUCCACUCGGCCUGAAGGAUUUCUUGGUGAACUCGAAGUAUGGAAUCGCGCAGAGAAGCAACUUGCGGAGUCGCUCGACAAAUUCGGCCAAGCAUGGGCUCUCAACCCAGGUGACGGAGCCUUCUAUGGACCUAAGAUUGACAUCAACAUUCAGGAUGCGCUGCGCCGCCAGCACCAGUGUGCCACUAUCCAAUUGGACUUCCAGCUACCCAUUCGAUUCAACCUAAAUUAUGUGAAUGAGGCAGGUGAAAAGACGCGCCCUGUGAUCAUUCACCGUGCUGUCCUUGGCUCGGUCGAGCGAAUGAUCGCCAUUCUAACUGAAAACUUUGGUGGAAAAUGGCCAUUUUGGCUAAACCCUCGUCAAGCAGUUGUUGUUCCGGUUGGGCCAGUGUUCGACGAGUAUGCUACAGAGGUGAAAAAGCAGCUGUUUGAGGCCGGAUUCCGUUGCGACGUUGACCUCAGCGAGGGCAACACGAUGAACAAGAAAAUCCGAAACGCCCAGUUGGCUCAAUAUAAUUUCAUUCUCGUUGUCGGGGAACGGGAGAAAUUGGCUGGUACGGCCAACGUGCGCACACGCGAUAACAAAGUUCAUGGAGAAUUCGCCAUUGACGAUAUCGCGCGGCGAUUUAGUGGACUACACAAGAACAAAUCGAACGAUUCGGAAAACGACUUCUAAAUAACGUCUAUUAACAAACGUUGAGUAAUAACAUAGUGGAAAAAUCUAUAAUUAAAAUUGUAGGCAUGUUGAGAGGCAGAGAGUGGGGGGAAUGGAAUGUGUUCAAUGGAUGGAUUGCGCAGUGUGUCUAGGGAGCCGUGUUGCGGCAUCCAGUUGAUGGCAGUAUGAUUACCGAGGCCACAGUGAGCAGCGUGUAGUUAAUAAUGAAGUAUUGUUCACAGACGGACCUUCUUCAUAGAAUUAUACAUUUACCUUGCCGUUACUUUUUGCUUAUUAGCUGUCAUAAUAACGAACCAGUGCAAGUACUUGAAAAAUUGUUUGCUGAGACCAAAUAGAGAUGUUAUAUUAUUUAAUAAGUGACAUUUAGGGCAAGAAAAAUUACAGUGAAAAAGAAAAGGCUAAUAUAUUUUUUUGUAUAGACGAAGAAAACGAAGGUUAUGCUACAUAUAAACCACCGCCAAUUAAAUUGCCUCUACACCAAUUGUUACCGAUAAGCUAUUAGUAAUUACUUAGUAUAGCGUAUGUUAGUUAUUAAUUUAAAAAAUACAAAAUGCUUAUUUAGUAGAUGGCGCCACUGUUUACAACAGCACGCCAACAACCAUUAUUGUAAAAGGCUGUGUGUUUCAUUGUGAAAAUGAUAUGCCUCACCUGAAUUGGCCAUUCCGUUUAGAAAGAGCUCCAGAGAAUGGGACAGCUGCUUAAGAAUGCGUUACGUGAACCAUAGGUAUAAUAACUGGUUUGGCUCUAUUAAAUUAUUUAAAAAAAUUUUAGAGGGCAGUUAGAAGCGAUAAGUACAUGUUGUCAUUUGGGUAUACAAAGCGACCGGAUAUGGUGCACGCGCCGAUAAGAACCUAUUUAUUGUAAGGACUGAAAUAGAGAUAAAAGAAAAGUGGCGACAGGAACAUAAAAAUUUCGACUUGUUCAGUAAUAAAUAAAUGAACGGAUUUCCUCUA